GUUUCUCGUUGCUUGGAGGCCUUAUCCAUUAGUACUGUGAGUUCUUGUGAUCCUCUCGAGGUUAGUCUAGCCUCGGGAAAAAUUAUCAUCUCCGAUUCCUUAGUUUGUGAUCUUCCUGUUACUAUCGGUGGUCGAGUUCUGGAGGCCGACGUCUAUGUAAUUGAUAUGCGAGACUUCGACGUGAUCUUGGGCAUGGACUGGCUCAUCCGUUACCGAGCCGAUAUCCAGUGCCAGGAGCGCGAAGUCACUCUCUAUCCCAUUUCCGAUCAACCUGUUGUGUUCUUUGGGGUGAGUUCGAGGACUGUGCCUCGGGUCAUCUCUUCUAUGCAAGCCAGGAAGAGCCUUUCCAAGGUAUCUAUCUUUUGUGAGUACCUCGACGUUUUUCCUGAUGAUUUGCAUGGAGGACCGCCCGAUCGCCAGGUGGAGUUCACUAUUGACCUAGUCCCAGGAGCCGGCCCCAUUUCUAAGGCCCCUUAUCGUAUGGCGCCGAAGGAGAUUCAAGAGCUCAAGGCCCAGAUCCAGGAGUUGCUUAAGCUCGGUUUCAUUCGUCCGAGUGUCUCACCGUGGUGUGCGCCCAUCCUUUUCGUAAAGAAGAAAGACGGAUCUAUGCACAUGUGCAUUGACUAUCGGGAGUUGAAUGCCCUUACAGUCAAGAACAAGUACCCCCUUCCCCGUAUUGAGGACCUUUUCGACCAGCUGAGAGGAGCCAGCGUCCUCUCAAAAAUUGACUUGCGUUCUGGCUAUCAUCAGCUGAAGAUCCGGGAGUUGGAUAUUUCUAAGACUGCUUUCCGUACCCGCUAUUGCCACUAUGAGUUCGUAGUCAUGCCGUUCGGACUCAGCAAUGCCCUAGCCAUAUUCAUGGACCUUAUGAAUAGGGUCUUUCAUCCUUUCCUGGACCAGUUCGUCAUUGUGUUCAUCGACGACAUUCUGGUCUAUUCCCGAGACAUCGAUCAGCACAAGGAGCAUUUGAGGAUUGUGUUGGAGACUCUUCGCCGCGAGAAGUUGUAUGCUAAGUUCUCGAAGUGCGAGUUCUGGCUGAACCGUGUGGCAUUCCUUGGCCACAUUGUGAAAGCUCGAGGCAUUGAGGUGGAUCCCAGCAAGAUUGAGGCUGUGAGCAAGUGGGAUACGCCAAGAAGUGCUGCAGAUGUUCGUAGUUUCCUGGGGUUAGCAGAAUACUACAGGAGGUUUAUCGAGGGCAUCUCGAAGAUAGCCCAGCCACUGACCAACCUUACGAAGAAGGCCAUGAGGUUCGAUUGGAGUCCUCAGUGCGAGGAGAGUUUCCAGGAGUUGAAGAGGAGACUCACUACCGCGCCUGUCCUAUCUAUACCCGACCCUACUUUGGAGUUCACCAUCUAUAGUGAUGCUUCGAAGAUGGGUUUGGGAUGUGUCCUUAUGCAGCAGGGGAAAGUCGUAGCCUAUGCUUCGAGGCAGCUGAAGCCUCACGAGCAGAACUACCCCACUCAUGAUCUCGAGUUAGCGGUAGUUGUCCACACCUUGAAGAUUUGGCGGCACUACCUCUAUGGAGGCAAGUGUGAGAUCUUUACCGACCACAAGAGCCUAAAGUACAUAUUCACUCAGAAGGAGCUGAACAUGAGGCAGCGUAGAUGGUUGGAGCUGGUCAAGGACUACGACUGCACCAUUAGCUAUCACCCUGGGAAACCUAACGUGGUAGUCGAUGCCCUUAGCAGGAGGAGUUAUGGCCAGCUGUCUUGCUUGUUCACCAAGCAGAAUGUUCUUCUUCGGGAGUUCGAGCGAUUACAGUUGGAGGCAGUAGAGUCAACUUCGGCAGCCGGGGGCAUGUUGGCCUCUUUAGUUGUGGGACCGACUCUUCGAGAGAGGAUAGUCGCUGAGAAAUCGAAUGACCGUUUCCUAUGCCGGAUGAGAGAGUUGUCGGAAGCCGGUAGAAUUGGUGGAUUCGCAGUCGCAUCUGAUGGGGCCUUG
Striga hermonthica is the source of this 1941-nucleotide messenger RNA. NCBI's taxonomy places the organism in Eukaryota, Viridiplantae, Streptophyta, Magnoliopsida, Lamiales, Orobanchaceae. The record is from the annotation of a GenBank genome assembly.